GUAGGCUUAGGCCAUGGAUUCAGGCACUAUAACGAUUUCUAAUUCUGCCCUGUAACUGUCCUACUUUAGUCCUUCCAUCUCUCUCUCUCACACACUAGACUUGAUCCCGAAUCUUUGCAAAGAUGAAUGUCAGCUGCGCUUCGAGAGCGGCCUUGAUUUUCCACCUGCUGGUUCUGUUUGCCUUGGCUUCGGCGAAGAAAUCAGGCGAUGUAUCUGAGUUGCAGAUCGGCGUAAAGCAUAAGCCUGAAUCUUGUGAAAUCCAGGCCCAUAAGGGAGAUAGAAUCAAAGUACACUAUCGGGGAAAACUCACAGAUGGAACUGUUUUUGAUUCCAGCUUUGAGAGGGGCAAUCCAUUUGAAUUUGAACUUGGAAGUGGUGAAGUUAUCAAAGGUUGGGACCAAGGACUUUUAGGAAUGUGUGUAGGCGAGAAGCGAAAGUUGAAAAUACCUGCAAAACUUGGUUAUGGGGAUCCGGGAUCCCCACCUGUGAUUCCUAGUGGAGCAACACUAAUAUUUGACACAGAGCUUGUCGCAGUGAAUGGAAAACCAUCAAGCGGAGGGGAAGCAAAUGAUAGUGAGCUAUAGUCACUAGCCAGAGCAGCUGUUUCUUUUUAUUUGUUAUAUUUUUCCCGGUCAGUAAAAAAUUGUUCAAUAUUUUAUUUAAAAUAACUGCUUUUUUGGCGAUGUGAACUAGGUUUUAGUUGGUUGAUCAGAUUUUGUCAUGAAGUUUAGAACUGAAUAGAUGGCGUUUAGCCAUUUUACCUGGUUUACCUUCUUUAAAGAAGAGGUGAAGAUGCUGGAACCAGCCGAAUAUGAAGUUUUUAGCUUUAGACAGCAUCUGCCAGUGCCUUUUUUUAAUGGACUGGAACCUAUGGAAGUAGUUAUUAUAAUCUCAUUAUCCUUCAACUA
Molecule: messenger RNA, 908 nt
Organism: Manihot esculenta (cassava)
Lineage: Eukaryota; Viridiplantae; Streptophyta; Magnoliopsida; Malpighiales; Euphorbiaceae
Product: peptidyl-prolyl cis-trans isomerase FKBP15-1
Exons: 6
Coding region: 123-584 (153 amino acids)
Biological process (GO): protein peptidyl-prolyl isomerization
Molecular function (GO): peptidyl-prolyl cis-trans isomerase activity
Source: RefSeq, a predicted model, not a curated record